This is a messenger RNA of Aureobasidium pullulans EXF-150, 2253 nucleotides long. RefSeq lists its product as uncharacterized. Gene Ontology annotation, biological process: maturation of LSU-rRNA from tricistronic rRNA transcript (SSU-rRNA, 5.8S rRNA, LSU-rRNA); ribosome biogenesis. Gene Ontology annotation, molecular function: RNA binding. NCBI's taxonomy places the organism in Eukaryota, Fungi, Ascomycota, Dothideomycetes, Dothideales, Saccotheciaceae. Bases 1 to 2115 code for a protein of 704 amino acids. The record is from RefSeq and is a predicted model, not a curated record. The transcript has 3 exons. Gene Ontology annotation, cellular component: PeBoW complex; nucleolus.
AUGGCCAAAAUUCAGAGAAGAGGCCAGAAGGGCGCGGCCAAAAACUACAUCACUCGUACCCAGGCUGUGCGCAAACUGCAGAUUUCACUGCCUGACUUCCGUCGCUUGUGUAUCUUCAAGGGAAUUUACCCCCGCGAGCCGCGCAAUAAGAAGAAGGCCGCAAAGGGCUCACAAGGCGCGAACCAAGCCACCACUUUCUACUACACGCGCGACAUCCAAUACCUGCUCCAUGAGCCCCUCCUCAACAAGUUCCGCGACCACAAGGCUCUGGCCAAGAAGAUCGGUCGUGCCCUCGGCAGAAAUGAGGUCUCCGACGCAAACCGCAUGGAGAAGAACCUCACUCCUAAGAUGACCCUCGACCACAUCAUCAAGGAGCGCUACCCUACCUUCGUUGACGCCCUCCGUGAUCUCGAUGACUGUCUCAGUAUGCUCUUCCUCUUCGCCAACCUCCCCUCGACCGAAACCGUGCCGCCCAAGACCAUCCAGCUCUGCCAACGUCUCACCCACGAGUUCGAGCACUACUUGAUCCGUAGCAACAGCCUGCGCAAGAGUUUCCUGUCCAUCAAGGGUAUCUACUACCAGGCCACCAUUCAGGGCCAGGACAUUUUGUGGCUCGUUCCCUACAAGUUCGUCCAGCGCGUUACUGGCGACGUCGACUUCCGUAUCAUGGGCACCUUUGUCCAAUUCUACACUACUCUUCUCGGAUUCGUCAACUACAGGCUCUACACCAGCCUUGGUCUGGUCUACCCUCCCAAGUUCGACGCCAAGGCCGAUGAGCACGGUGCUGAGUUGGCCGCCUUCGCCAUUGAGGGUCGCAACGUUGCUGGUGCUCUGGACAACAAGGUCGAGCAGCCCGCUGCUACCCCCAAGCAGGUUUCCGCCACUGCUCAAGCCGAGGCUGACAAGCUCUUGGAACUGCCUUCUGGAGAGGAGCCUACAAGCUCGUACAUGACAGCCCAGGAGAACCCCUCCUCAAACCCCCAGGACCAAGAAGAGGAGGACAGACAAGAUGGAGAACUCGACUCGUUCCCUGCCCCUCUCGACCCCGAGUCGGAUGUUUUGCACCAACCUACCGUUUCCGCAUCAACAGCAGCCAACCUUUUCGAGCCCUUCACCAUCUACCUUUCUCGCGAGACCCCCCGUCACCCUCUGGAAUUCAUUCUCCGUGCCUUUGGUUGCAAGCGUGUAGCAUGGGACACUGUUUUGGGUGAGGGUGCUUACACUUCCGACGAAGCUGACCGCCGCAUCACUCACCAAAUCGUUGACCGCCCUAACCUGCCUCUUCCCGCUAUGCCUGUCGAGGACGAGGAGACCGCUGCCGCCAACGCAUCAAAGCGCUUGAGACCUGGCGAGCGUGUCCCUGGACGUAUCUACAUCCAGCCCCAGUGGGUCUGGGAUUGCAUUAACGCAGGCAAGCUGUUGAGAUCCGACCUUUACGCCCCCGGAGCCACGCUUCCUCCCCAUCUUUCCCCUUGGGUCAAGCCCAAGCAAGGCGAGUACGAUCCUACGAAGUCAUUGGCCGAGCAGGAGCACGAAGGCGAGGCAUUGGCUGCCGAGGCCGAGUCAGACGAGGAGAUGGCCGACGAGGAUGCCGGCUCAGAUGGCGAGGAGGUUGAGGGUGUUCGUGGAGAUGACGAGGCUCGCAACCUGGAAUCUAAACUGUUGCAACAAGGCGGCAAGGAAGUCGUCAGCGGCGAAGGUAUGGACGUUGAGCUUGCAGGAUCAGACGAUGACGAGGAUGAGGAGGAAGAGGCCACAAAGGACGAAGAGUUCGGUGGUUUCACCGAGGACGAAGAGGAGGAUGAGUCCGAGGAUGAGGCCACUCGCCACCAGCGCGAGCUUGCCGCCGAGGCUGAGGGUCGUUCGCUCACAGCUGAUGCUGGUGCCACGCCCGCCAAGGCUUUGCGCAAGAAGGAGGCCGAGAAGGCACAAAAGGCCAUCUCGCGCCAACGCAAGGAGGCACAGGAAGAGACCGACCGCCAAAAGAUGAUGAUGAGUCGUCGCAAGCGCAAGAUCUUCGAGAAGAUGCAAUACUCGAAUGCAAAGAAGGACGCAGAGGCCGAGAAGCUGAGAGGAAAGAGAAGAAAGAUCGAAAAGGUACAGGCCAAGAACUAGUUUUGUGCAUGAGCAAGGUGUUUUGGUGUGGACUAUAUCGGUUGUCUUUCUUCUUUGGCGAAGGUUCUUCAUUGUGAUCAGAUAUCCGGCGUUUGUAUAGGCAAAAGUGGAACAAAAAUGACAUCUAUUCAUCAAACC